AUGCAGUCGUUCUACGUCGUGUCCCUAAAGUUUAGCUUUCCCCUAGGCAUUGAUUCUGUUUACCUGGCACCUGGGAGCAACAGCGAGGUUACCGUCCUACCUUAUAUCGCCUUGGAGGACCGCCUCGUUCCGUGGGAUCGCGAGCCCACGAUUGAACCGGAAAGGGUUAAGAAGGUCAUCUACAGGCUGCCUCCCGAUGUGAAAAAAGAGCAGAGUGACACCUGCGCCCUCCGUAUGCGAUAUCUGAACGAUGUCACCACAACAAUCUCCUACGACUCUCCAGAAGAUGACCGCGACGCUACCGGUCCCGUUCAAGUGAUACUUUUGGAGCCGGAUCUAUUCGCUGCCCCCUUCAUUGAUGACAGUCAACCUACUACAGGAGGACAAGAGCCUCGUGUGUCUAAGUACAGGUGCCUCUCUCACCUCCGGAAGACAACAGCAGACGGAAUGACGUUCUUCACUGUCAUCAUUUCCCCUCGCAAGUCUUCCAUUGGAGCCGGUGUGCCCACCACGACCAUCGUCCACUUUGCGUCUCUGACAAUGGCGUCAGGGCUCACCCCGUCGCCUCCACCGUCCCAGCGAGUCGCAGCACUUAGCCUGUACCGCUAG
Messenger RNA from Fusarium subglutinans, 609 nucleotides. RefSeq lists its product as uncharacterized. Bases 1 to 609 code for a protein of 202 amino acids. The record is from RefSeq and is a predicted model, not a curated record. NCBI's taxonomy places the organism in Eukaryota, Fungi, Ascomycota, Sordariomycetes, Hypocreales, Nectriaceae. The transcript is spliced from 3 exons.